Molecule: messenger RNA, 2076 nt
Organism: Caenorhabditis sp. 36 PRJEB53466
Lineage: Eukaryota; Metazoa; Nematoda; Chromadorea; Rhabditida; Rhabditidae
Source: the annotation of a GenBank genome assembly
AUGACUUGCCGGAUAACCGCUAAAGCGUGCAGUUUCGCACAGAGAUACAUUGAAGUAUGGGAACAUCUCCAAAACCUGAUAAAAACGUGUCAUUUUCUGUUCAGAACGACUCAUUAUUGACAGAGCAAGAAUUGAAAAGAUUGAAAGAGCACAAGUAUUCGGCGGUGGAUAACAGCUGGCUCGACGAGUUGUGUAUGAAAAGGUAAACUGAAUCUUAAACUAAAAACUUUAUUGUUUGCCUUUCAGAUGGUGGGAAUUUGUGAUAACUUUGUGUCCCAUGUGGAUCGCGCCUAAUCUUAUAACAUUGAUCGGAUUGGUCAUCAACCUUAUCACUGUUCUCGUUCUUUCCUCGUUUAGUUAUUCGGCAACCGAACCAGUGAGAAGACGAAUAAAACACUGAAUACAUAAGUCGGUUCCAGGCUCCCGCGUGGGCGUACUUACAAGCUGCUCUCGGCCUUUUCUUCUAUCAAACUUUGGAUGCAAUUGACGGAAAACAGGCAAGAAGAACGGGUUCCAGCUCUCCGCUAGGAGAACUUUUCGAUCACGGAUGUGAUUCUAUGACUCAGGGUGAGAGUUAAAAUUAAUUACAAAUUAAUUAUUUGCUUCUUUUCAGUCUUUGUGACCCUCAACAUCUGUUACGCAAUGUCAUUGGGAACAGUGUCAAAUGGAGUCCUCAUGGUUUCCGUCAUUUCUGUCGUCAUGUUCUACUGUGCUCACUGGUCCACCUACUGCACCGGACAGUUGAGGUUCUCCAAGUUCGACGUGACCGAAGCACAAAUGUCGGUUAUCAGCGUUCUUAUUUUCACCGCUUUAUUUGGACAUGGAGUCUGGGAAACAAACCUUGUAAGUUUGACGUUUGUCAAAAAUGUCAAAUGCACGAAACAGAAUGUAUCAGACUUGUCGUUGGGGGUUUUAGUACUAACAUCUUGAAACACUAUUUUUGAACCAAAUUGUUUUCCCAAAAUUAUGCCUUUUGUACCGUUUUGUAACUUUGAGUCUGAAAAAUACGUUUUCCGGCUUGUGCUAGCUAAUUUUAAUUGAAAAACUGAAAUUUUCCGAGUAAAAAAAAGUGUAUUUUGAAUCCGGGUCGAUUCUGGACAAGUUUGGAUAAUGAUGAUAAUAUUUCAGAUUUUUGGAUACACUCUCAAACACCUUGUAGUGAUUUGUUCAACUUUAGUAUCGUCUGUUCAAAUUUACGGAUACAUUCAUGUUAUCUUCAGCGGAGGUGUUGGAAAGAACGGAUCCACUAUUGCGGUCAGUACUUUGAACCCUUAGUUAUCAAUCAAUUUGCUUUCAGGGUACUUCUGUGAUCUUCCCGCUCUUCCCUCUUCUCAUGGUCAUCGUUCCAUUCGUCAUGAUCUACAGUAAAACUGAUUCGACAGUGUUCGACGACCAUAUCACACUUUUCUCGUUGUGCUUCGGAGCUGUCGGUGAGUAGUUCCCCGCAGCUUGUUUUGCCAUAAGUUGUGCCUGAAUUGUGUACGAAACAAACUAGCGUUUCCGGUGGUUUUGGUUACGUAGGUGCCUUCUUGACAGGAUAAUGACCCUUGUUAUCUGUGAAUGAACUACGUCAGCAAGGAGAGGUUACCCUCUUGAAAGCAUAAAGUUCAUAAUCAUUGUCUCAAAUUAUAGGAGCGAAAGCAACAAACCGAUUGGUGAUUGCCCAUAUGUCAAAAAGUGAGCUCAGACUUUGGGACUGGAUUUACGUUGGACCACUUGCCCUCAUGCUCAAUCAGUAUUAUAAUUAUGUGUUCGACGAGUAUUUCCUGCUUUGGGUGGCUACAGUAAGGAGAAUAGAAUAGGAUGGAAGAAUGAAAAGUUUCAUAAUUUCAGAUUUACUGCUACGCAUCCCUUUUUGUAUACUGCACAGUGGUUUGUCGACAAUUCUGCGAGUUCCUGAACAUUUACAUCUUCGUUUUGGGGCCUAGAAAAGCAAAGUCUAAUUGACUAGUUUUAGAAGACGUAUGAGUGUCCUUUCGUCAUUCGUAUACAUGAAAACAGUUUUUCAGGUCGAGCCCAACAAAUUUCUCAACAAUCGAAUCCUGCUGGGCGGUUUCGACGAAGACGACCUGUUAA